Molecule: messenger RNA, 3561 nt
Organism: Plasmodium fragile
Lineage: Eukaryota; Apicomplexa; Aconoidasida; Haemosporida; Plasmodiidae
Exons: 1
Coding region: 1-3561 (1186 amino acids)
Biological process (GO): mitochondrial RNA processing; regulation of mitochondrial mRNA stability
Cellular component (GO): ribonucleoprotein granule; mitochondrial matrix
Molecular function (GO): RNA binding
Source: RefSeq, a predicted model, not a curated record
AUGUUGCAGAGGUGCGCGGCGUCCUCUGCCCUUUCGCCUUUGCACUUGGUGUGCAGGCGCAGGGGCGCAGUGUAUCGAAUCAAAGUGAAUUUGGCUCACCAACAGCAGAGGCAACACAAUUCAUGUAGCAACACCAGACACAGAAAAAUAAUUGUAAUUCCGUGCAGCAAGAAGGAUCAAACACUCCAUUAUAAAAACAUCCCAUUGUGUGUAGAGCUGCUGGAUCGUAAAAGUAAAAAGGACCUCCUAGACAUUUACAAGCUGGUGAGAAAUGUACAUGAGAGGAAGAAUCUGCCCUCUGAUUUUGUGCAGAAUCUCUUUUUUUGCACGAAGAAAUUUGUCCGCUGCCUACUGCCACACGAGUUUGUACGCAUUUACAAAACAAUGGUGGUCGUGGGGAAGAAGGACAAGGAGCUGAACUUACUUUUGCAUCAACAGAUGAAGAGGAUACAUGCCAAUUUCGAUGUAACCAGCAUUAGUAAGCUCUUUCAAUUAUUUACAUUUGCCAAGUCCAAGCCAGUGCAGUUGAUAAAAAUGCUGGCCGACACUUUCGUCAGGCGUCUGGGGGGUGAAGCGGCAAAGUGUGAAGCGGCAAAGUGUGUAGCGCCACGACAGCAUGAUCCCAUCUCGCCAGACGAGUCGAUCAAGGCAGACGACCCAGCCGUGCAACCCUGGCACGUGCGCGAACUGCUAGCCAUUUUCUGCUUCUUCCGAAUCGACUCGAAGGAACACAUCAAGUCCAUCUUCCACCUCUGCGCCCCUUGGAUUGGGAAGAACGUGAAAAAAUUCUCCCCCAAGGAUGUCACCAUCAUUUUGUAUAGCACGGUACAGUUGGGUAGGCAGGACCCCAUCAUCCUCAACGCUGUAGUGAAACAUGUCGUCUUUAAAGGGGACGAGUUUCAUUUUUUCCAGCUAGCUAUUAUCCUUAACUGCUUCGCCAAAUUGGGAGAGAAGAAUAACAAGCUGUGCAAAGUUGUUUGUGAUCAUGUAAAAAGGAGAAUGCUUCCCGUGGCCACCCCAGCGGCUCACCCAGACGAAGUGGUAGAAAUAGGUCCCACUGGUGUAGGAGCGGAGUGUAUGACAAGUGCGCAGGGUGGAAGUGACACACCUGAUCGACGACGUGGGUGCGAAGUCGACCAUAGGAAGGACCCCCCAACUACACGCAGGCAUAAUGAAGGAACCUCUAUUCAUUGGGGAUACCCCCAACCGAAGGACGUCUCCGUACUUCUGAACUCCCUGGUGAAGCUACAAUAUUACGACAAUGCAACUUUUAACUGCCUCAUCCCCUUCAUCACAAGUCAUGCUUCGAAGUUCUCCCCCCAAUCACUCAGCAACUUGGUUCACGCCUACUCACAGAUGCAAAUAAAAAACACGUUGAUGCUGGAGAAACUUUCAGAGGAAUGUAUUAUAAAAAUGAAAAAGUUUAAAAAUAUUGAAAUGAGUAAUUUGGCUAACUCACUUGUAAGAUUGAAUAUAAAAAAUAAAAUUCUGUUCACCUACAUGAUAGAUGAAUUUUUAUACAGAGCCACCAUUGGGGUAAAAUAUAAAGGCUAUAAGUUUGAUGUGGUUUCUCUGCAGCAGCUGGCCUACUCCUUUAGCAAGGUGGGUCUGAGCGACGACAAGGUCUACGUCGUGCUCCACCGCUUGCUGCUUAGAAGCAUCAGGCAAUUGGGAAAAAGUGGCAAGCCGGGGCGUGCAGCGCAGCGUGCAGAGCAGCGUAACGACCCGCAUGAGAAGCGUGCAGAGCAGAAUGAGCGGCGUGACGAGCGUGAGCACGGCAUCAUUCCGAGGGGACCCCAAUUCGACUUCCUCUGCCUGUCCACAUUUGUAAACUCCUACGCUGCUGCAAAAAUAAAGCCCAAGCACUUGUUCCACUUCAUCAGCUACAUUAUAAGAGAAAAAAAAAAGAAAAAAGAAUUAAUUUCGAAUCAGUCUUUGUGCUGUCUUGUGUACGGAUUGGCAAAACUGGACCUCCCAGAUCGGAAGCUUCAUCAGUUGAUGCUGAAGGAAGGUAGUGAACGGGUAGACACGCUCAAGCCAUUUCAGGCUAUACUUCUUUUGUACUCAUUUAGCAAGCUAAGAAUAUAUUCACGCAUUUUUGUGAAAAGAGCAGUGCAGCUGUGUAGUCGGAACAUCCACCAGUUAACCUUAGCUGAUUUAUCCUUAGCAUGUUACUCUCUUUCAAAUAUGCUAUACAGAGAUGUGAUAUUUUUGUAUAAAGUCGCUAAAAUUAUUCUUGUUAACCAAUUCAAAUUGGAGAAGACCAACGUGUGUCAGCUGUUUAAUUCCUUCACCAAGUUGUGUUUUUUCUACAAGCCAAUUUACCAGCUGGUGUUUCAACGAAUGGUCGUCUGCAUGCACGACUUGGGGGAGAAGGAGCUGGCCAACCUCGCGCUCUCCUUCGCCUACUACUUUCACACGGUUAAGCUCAGCCUUUGCGAGGGGGAGCAGCGGUUAGAGAAGCAGCAAGAGAACGGCAGCCACCUCCUGCAAAGCCACCCGGAGCUCUUCUUCAAAAACGAACUGAACAUCUUUUUUAACCUCAUAUUUCUGCUAAACGAAAAGCACCGCCAGCACAUAUCCAUUAUAAGUGUCCAGCAGCUGCAGAUUGUCGACCUGUACCUCAGAGCAUUUUUUCCCAGGUACUGCGAUUGUCCAGCAUUUUUAAAAACAUUUUUUGUGAAGGUCAGAAGUGUGAAGCUACGCAUCGAUGAUUAUGUGAUUAUGUCGUCGAGGACACACCGAAACGUGUCUCGCUUCCUGAGCCUUGUUGGCGUUGCACACAGGAGCGAAGUGCAGUUCGGCCCAUACCAACUGGACAUCGUGGUGGACUUCCUGCAGGAUAAAAAAAAAAUGAGAGGAGUUCCCCCCAACGUGACCAUUCCCCCCAACGUUGACGCACCCUGCAACGCUGACGUUGUUUAUAAAACGAAAAUGCUGGAGGGACAGAACAUCGUCGCAGAAAGCAGCCAUUCCGAAAAACCCAAUACAUACAACGUGAUGGAAAAAAAAAUAAAAAAAAACAUCCUCGUUGAAGUGGAUGGAGUGUCUCACUUUUACAAGGACAGCCACAGUAGGACCAUAAACUCCAUUAUAAAAAAUUUCAUUUUAAAAAAAUGCGGCUGGCACAUAAUACACGUCCCUUAUCAGGAAUGGAAUCAGUGUGUUGAUUUCAGGAAGAAGCUUCUGUACGCAGUUCAUGUGUUGCGACACAUUUUGCGCAUCAACAGGGAAGACAUCUCCGUGGGGGGUUUCCUGCACCUUUUGGGGGACCACCGUCCCGUACAGGGAGAAACGUACAGAACGACAGACGACACGUGCGCGCCUAACAAUGAGGAACAAGUCAAAUGUGUAGAAGCGGGAAGAAGCACUUAUAUGUAUGAAGAGGCGGAGAGUGGGGCGGACGAAGUGGACACUCCUCAGUUUUACACCGUCAGCGAAGAGGAGCUAUUCCGCAAUCAGACGAAGAACCGAAGCAGACAUCAAAAGGGGCUAAUGGAGAAGAUGCGCCAGGACAACCAACUCAGCUACCACUUUAACAUUGCACGCGAAGGGGGAUAG